Messenger RNA from Protopterus annectens (West African lungfish), 5645 nucleotides. RefSeq names its product aspartate beta-hydroxylase domain containing 2 (gene ASPHD2). The transcript is spliced from 4 exons. The record is from RefSeq and is a predicted model, not a curated record. Bases 942 to 2045 code for a protein of 367 amino acids. NCBI's taxonomy places the organism in Eukaryota, Metazoa, Chordata, Ceratodontiformes, Protopteridae.
CGCACAUGCAAUUUGCCUUGUUUUAAGUAUGUCGAAUUACUGUAGAGUAGCGUCCGUUAUUGUAUAUAACAUUUAAUAGACUACACGGGAUCUUCUGAAGCUGGCAACCAGUCAACCGCUAUUGUCCGUGCAUCUCUGUUCAUGCUACCUCCGUGUCAUGAAAGGUUGUCUAAUGCGUCAAGAAUGUCACGGACAAUUUGGAGGGGGCGUGCCUUAAUGUAAUUAGGAUGUAUGGCAUUUUUAAGUUUAGACUGUGCAGGUUACAUUCGUUUGGUGCUGUUGAUCAGUUCGAUAGAAAGUAUCCUCGUGGGCUGCAUGCACAGUCUGUCUCCCACUGACUUAGCUGUAUGUCUAGAAAGCCAUGCUGCAUGCCACAUCUGUUUGGAUGUAACAUAUUUGCGGUAUUUGAAAGGGAUUAAAUCUUAUUGCUUCAAAAACUGUACGUGAUUAGUUCAAUCUGCACAUUAUUCUUCGAUAUCAGUGGACUCGUGGAAUAUAAAAUUUAAGACAUGGACUUUUUAUUUCCCUUUCCUGGUGGUGAAGUUUAUCAUUUUCUGAUCGUUCGGUACCUACCAGUGUGCAUUAAUUCAUGCGUAAUUCGAGUGUUUCCAGUAGUAGGUAACCAACAUACCUCGGAUGGAAUGACUUUAUCUGUGACAGUUUUGGCAAUUCCAUUGCUAAACUAUAGUUAUAUGAGGGGGAAGAAAGUACGAAAAAAAAACUUGACCAUUUUUCCAUCCAGUCAACCUGCGUAUGAAAUUUGAGCGAGUUAAAAAAACAUUAUACCCCACUACAAACAGCAUGGUUGAAAGCACAACCAGUUAUUCACAAGACACUAAUAUUUUUCAUUCUGUUGACAUACUGAGCCAUUAUAUUAAAAAACUACAAAGAACAAUGGUCUUGUGUCGAAAACAACUUUUCAAUAAUUUGUACUAAUCUGCAUGGUGUGGGUGCCUAUGCCAAGUUCAAGGACUGAUAGCAUUGCCUUUUACACCUCUAACAGCUACAUCAGUAUGUCUCUGGAGUGGAUUAUGGACUGGCGCUGGUCAUUGGAUGGAUUGAGGGACAUGAUAGCUACUGGCAUACAGUCUGUAAGGGAGUGCGAUACCACAGCACUUAGCACAGUUGCCUGUCUUCUCCUUUUAUUUGUGUGGUACUGCUAUCACAUUGGUAGAGAACAGACCCGUAGCUAUGUCACUGUGAAUUCGAUUAUUCAGAGCUCGGAUGUCAAUGGAUAUCAGAAUGGGUAUGUGUACUGUCAGUCGUCUGAGUGCAUCCGGUGCACACGUAAUGACGGACUUAACCAAAAACUUUAUCAUAAUUUACAAGAGUAUGCAAAAAGGUACUCCUGGUCUGGUCUGGGUAGAAUUCACAAAGGUAUCAGAGAACAAGGGCGUUAUUUAAACAGCCGACCAUCUAUACAGAAGCCAGAAGUUUUCUUUUUGCCAGAUUUGCCUACAGCACCAUAUUUCUCAAGAGAAGCUCAAAAACACGAUGUUGAGUUGUUGGAACGUAAUUUCCAGACUAUCGUUAAUGAAUUUGAAAUUAUCUUUAAAGCAUUUUCAAACUGCAGCCUUCCACAGGGGUGGAAACUAAACAAUACCCCAACUGGAGAAUGGCUUACCUUUUAUUUAGUGAAUCAAGGUGUGAGUAUUUCCAGCAACUGUAGAAAGUGUCCAAGAACAUAUCGUUUGCUUGGAAGUCUCCGCACAUUCAUUGGAAACAAUGUAUUUGGGAAUGCAUGUUUCUCUGUGCUUAAACCAGGAACUGUCAUCACUGAACACUAUGGACCAACAAAUGUCAGAAUAAGAUGUCAUUUGGGAUUAAAGACCCCCAGUAACUGUGAGCUUGUUGUUGGUGGAGAGCCUCAGUGUUGGGCAGAAGGACGCUGUUUGCUCUUUGAUGACUCUUUUUUGCACACAGCAUUUCAUGAAGGUUCUGUAGAUGAAGGGUCAAGGGUUAUCUUCAUGGUUGACCUGUGGCAUCCAAUCGUUGCAGCUGCUGAACGUCAGGCACUAGAUUUUAUUUUUGCUCCUGGACGGUGAUCACUUUCAUACAGCAAAAAGGGAUAAGGGUCACAAUUUUGGUACCAGUGAGAAGAGCAAAAUUUGCUGAAUUAUAGAACAUUCAAAUGUACAUGUGGGUCCUAGUGCACACAAAAUGAUGAGCUUCUUAAUUUUAUUUUUUUGCUCUAUUUGAAAAGUUCAGAGUCUUAUUUAUUUAUAUUUCAUUUGCAAGUAUAUAUUUUUAAAUGUAAUUCAAAAGUGAGAGCUUUAUAUCCAUUCUGUGACCAGUGCUAUACCACUGUGAUAUGUGUUUUUUUGCACCUUUUCCUCUUCUUAAAAGCUGACACAAACGAAAUGUUCAGGGUUUAAGUAUCUUCUUUGAGAAAAAUAUGUGAGGAAUUGCUUUCAGUAAUUACAGUAAACCCCAGGGAUUUUCUGCCUACUGGGCAAUCUGGUUGGAUUCCUAGCUGGGGUGCUAAGUCCUCAUCUCUUCCCUGUGUCUGUGUUUGUUGUAUGGGCUUCAUUUUUCUUCCACAUCCCAGAGACAUGCAGACAGGUUAAACUGGCAACCCUUCAAACUGCCUGUUGGUGUAUGUGCAGUGUGUGUUUGAGAGAGAGAGAGAGAGAGAGUGUGUGUGUGUGUGUGUGUGUGUGUGUGUGUGUGUGUGUGUGUGUGUGUGUGUGUGUGUGUGUGUGUGUGUGUGUGUGUGUCUGUGUGUGUGUGUGUCUGUCCUGAAAUGGACCGGAUUCCUCUCCAGGAACAGAUUCAUGCCUUGCAUCCACUGUUUGACAAGAUAGGUGCCUGUUCUGUGUGAUCCUGAGUAGAAUAAAGCAGUCAUUGGAAAAUGAAUGAACAUUUAUUGUGUCUUUGUGAAUAAAGAGCGUGAAACUAUGUUAAUAGUGGUGUAUAUGUUACCACAUAUUGAAUCGUAUAAUGCAGAGAACUAAAAGAAAGCUCUCACAUUUUCAGAUGAAAAGAACACUCGGCCAGCUUCAGCAGUGGGUAUACUUUUAUAAACAAGCUGUGAGUUCCUGAAUGUUAUGGUUAAUUUCAGUUGUGCCAAGUUGAAAGUUAUAGUUGCUGUUUAACACAUUUGCAUCAGGAAACAUUUUACCAGAGGUUGCAGGGUACCUACAUAAUUCUGUUUGUCUUUUUGCAUUGGACUUCCGCUGCUUUUUCACAGUUUUGUACAGCCAAAAAUAAAUUUGCUGCAAAUUGCAUUAGCAAAUAUCAUAGCAUUACAUUAUAGCAUACAUUUUAGAACGUGUUUCUUUACCCCGCCUACCUAUCAGCCCCUUCAGAUGUCAGUCCACCACUCAGGAUGUAUGAGUUGUAAGGACCCAGGUAGUAGCUUUCACAGUGGAGAUUUAAAAGUCAGAAGCUGUAGGUAUAGUUCAGUAUGUGCUGUGAUGACAGUAUCUACCUGUCCCCCAGCUGUUUACUUAGUGUCAGUUUAUGAGUAUUUCAAGCCUGGACUUUUUUUUUUGGGGGGGGGGGGGUCAUAUUGCCAAAUUUUUUUCAAUAAGGAAAAUAGUUCUUUAAGUAUAUCCAGUCCUUCUGUUACAUGAGUGGUGUGUUAACAUCUGGGCUGUAUCUCUAAAUCUGGAUGUCCAGUUUUGCAAAUAGAACACACACAUAGUGACCGAAAAGCAAUGGGUUCUUUGAGUCCAUCUAAGUGUUAUAGCUGGACCUUCGUUCUCUGGGCUCAAUGUCGUCUUUUCAUUUGACUAAGCAUCCUUUGCCCACUUGUCUCCACCACUGUUUUGUAGCACUGUUCUGCUGUGUUCCAACACUCUCUGUGCAAAACUGUAUUUCCUUAAAUUAAUCUUAAAUUAUCUUUGUUCCAGCUGCCAUCCAUGUCCCAUUUUAUAUCUGUGUGCUUCAUAUUCAGCACAUUCCAUGAUAAUGUGAUAUUUCUCUUCAUCUUUAGCUCAUUUGCCACGAUAAUGUGAUGGUGUACCCCAGUUCAGCUAUAUAAGUAUAUUAAGUAUAUUGAUAGUUGCUUCACUGAAUGGAGCUGUAUGGGGAAACUUGUCAGAAAAGAAAAAAUGAUAGUUUGUCCGAGAGACAAACGUGUGUUAUAGCCCUACCCUCUUCUGUUCCAUUAAAUGUCAGGACUUUGCCCUAUACUCCCUUAAUUUUAUAUAGUAACACUGAAGUCACCACUGUCAGAAAGAGCAUGCUGACACCUAUCAAAUUCUGUUUCUUACAUUUUCUUUCUUUCUGCAUUAAAUUGGCAAGUUUCAAAGAAUACACUUUCAUCCAGACUACUGUCCAUUAAAGUAUAUUUAAGAAAUUAAGAAGGAUUAGUUGAUGAUAGUGAUGUAGCAAUCCAUCUCUGACCACCAUAAAAGAAAAGUCAGCAGCCAGCUGGAACAAAGUCAGUGGAGUGCAUUCUGACAUUUAUGAAUUGGUCCUAAGUGCACGUGAUAAAAUUUUGAGUUAGUAUAGCCCAGACAGAAAUGUUUUGAAGCCCUCUCACCCAGAUACCCACAUUGAUUUUGGUGUACUGUAUCCCUCACACUGUUCCUUAGAGUUUGCAUUGUCUUCAUUGCAGGGAUGGGACUAGCAGUCAGAAAGUAAAGACAUCCUGCCUUUUUCAUUGGCUUCCCUUACAGCCGCCCUUGCACACACACACACACACACACACACACACACACACACACACACACACACACACAGAGGUAAAUGUUCAAAAAAAUGUUCCAUUUUCUGCAAGACACCCAUCACUGUCAAACUUUAAUCAGAUAACUCAGAAUAGAAUCUUAGAAAUGUUCUUUUGCUUGGGUCGUGAACAUUCAGUUUUGUCUAUGUAGACUAUUGUUCCCAGUAAUGGCAUUAAAACAUUUGGUAUGUUCUUUCUGCUUGAAAUGGGAGAGGGACAAUGUUAUAAUACGAAUGUCUCAUUUUUAAUGAAAUGGCACUAAAGAAAACAUCUGUGCAGGCAUGAAUCACAAGUAGCUGUGCAAGAAAUAAAACAGAAUUGUUGAAUAAUCAGUCUACAUCCAUGAUUGUGAAUAGCAUUAAUUUUUGUUAGAGAACUUCAGGUAUACCAACUUCUCAAGUUUUCACUUCAAACCCAGGUUUUACAUGUCCUUGUGUAAGUGUUAACUUCAGGAAAAAAACUACCCUGCUGGAUAGAAUGCAAUUUGUUUUCAUUCUUGGUGGCUAAAGGAGUAGAAUACAGAUUCAAAAGGCACAUAAAAAGAUAUUUCAUUAAUCUAACACACAUUUCAUUGUGUUCUGUGUCUUCAUUGUUUGUAUGCAGGUUUUUAAAGGUCAGACUAUCAUAGCAGUUUUAAGUAAAGAAAAUGUAUCAGUCAACAGUAAAUGUAAUCUAAAACGAUCUUCAGAAUUCCCAAGAAAUAAAUGCAAAGACUAACUGCUUGCACUGCUUAAUUUUCCUGCAUUUCAUUGGCAUGUAUCUAACUGCUGUGCUGUUUUUUAUUUUACUGUUCACGGUUUUAUAGAGAAUUUGGUUUGAUUUCUUAACACUGUGUUUAUGCUGUUUUUAUAUGUUUAUGUAUCUUGUUAACUACAAAAAUGUGUCACUGUUUUAGGAUCACUCUGUACCCUGUGAUAAAGAACCCCUGUGUUGAAAUGUUAUUGUUAACUUGAUAAAGUUCUCUAGCACCAGU